AUGGAGAUGUCUACUGGAAAAAUGUAUCAAGGUGGAAAGGUGGAAGGACCUUCGGGAAAGAUGACUGAGGACUACAAGAGAGACAAAAAGUUGCCUCCGCGAGUGGAGAAGAUGCUGAGAGAGCAAGUGAAUCUAGAUGAGAGUGUGCUACACGAUGCGUUCGCGGUGGCUAUGGAGGACUUGAUUCUCGAUCGGGAAGCCAACUUUGUGGCGAAGGGGUUGUGUCAUUUGUGUGGAGUGAAAGAGAAGCAGUAUGUGCCUGUUGUAAACUUUUGCCCACAUGCAGACGAGAACCACUCGCUGUGUCGGGAACAUCUUCGCAGUGUUUACAGGGUGCGGUUGGAAGCGUUGUUUGUGGGCAGGAAUGGCGCUACACCCAAUCGACGCUUGCUGCGUUGCUUGGUUUGCGCACACGGAUGUCCGUGCACUCUUUGCAGAGCGGAAAAGAAGAGGAAAGUCUACAAGUACAAAUGUUAUCUUCUCGACACGCUGCGUCGUAGUGGACGGGGUUCAGUGAGUGCGAUGAGUGAUGAACGUGCUACUGCUGCCGUUGCUUCAAUCGUGCCCGAGGGGCGUUUAGGACAUGGUGCUGUUGAAAGCAGUAACAAAAGUCGUCAAUACGCACAGUAUCCGCCUACAUCUCCAGCGACAGACCGUCCCCAUGUUCAAAACGACGGACACUCUGCUCGGAGGCCGGAGACAGAAUCAGUGCAUGAUGGACGCCGACUAGUGCAGCCUCUGCAAUCUGAGUACAAGCAUUAUCCGCAAAACAGCCGUAGUGAUUACGGCUACAAUGUCCAGUCUUACAGUGUGCAAAUGUCAAGCACGCAAGCAACCAGUAUGCAUGCUUCCAACCUGCUGCCUCCCAGAAUGCAGACUUCUGGCGUUCAGGCUUUGAGUAUGCAGCCUUCCGGUAUGCAGACACAACAAAUGCAUUCACCUCGGUACCCCGUUACUCGGAAACGAGCAGAAAACGACACUUCUGCCGAUUGUCUCUCUGUAGUUGGUGAUGGUGCAACAGUCGCUGAUCGUCGAGUUGCUGCUCGAGUCGCGUCACCAGGCUUCAUGGAAUUACCAUCAGCGUCGACCAUUUUGAAUUGUUCCGAGUCGGAGAAGUCCCUGGUCCACUUGUUGAGCUCGUUGAAUCAAGGCGGAGCCCCACCAGACUUGGUGGCCUCUGAUGUGAGAAGUCAGUUUAGCAAGGAUAGUACUUACAGCCAGAGUAAAUCAAGCUACGUUCCAAAUGAUAUUGCAGGCAACAAUGGACCGAGUGGAAACGCGACAGGCUUGAAUGAUACUGAAACGGAAGCAACUUCCCUGGUGUACCAUGCACGCGGGAUUGCGGACAGAUGCCGUCAAGCCCGAGAUCAGUUAUAUACUAGCUCCAUGAACUCGGAUGAUAGCCCGCCUCGUAGAUGCUCGAGCUUCGGUGCUAUCACAGGGAGUCAGGUAGUGAGGCGGAAAGCUAAUGAAAGCGACAAUGAGGCCACUCCGGAGCCACGUGACUCACAUAACAUGACGUCACGAGAUGUUUUUCGGGCGCCUCAUUGCAAUGAAAGUGCUGCAAGUGAACAGCGAAAUGGAGGUCAGCGUCAACACCAGCGUAGUUCGAAGCUGAAUGGCCGUGGCAAGGAAAGCGCCCUCCAGACUGGUACAAAUGAAAAUCAAUCAUCACAGACACCGCCACAUCUGCCAUCGCAUCGUGUACCAGGGCGUUCCCGCAAAAAAAUUGAUGAUGCGGUUGCUCCAGCUUUAAUAACUUCGCGAGCAGGAAAGAAGGGGCCACAACAACGUAAAAGAACCGAGCCUCCCAAAAGGGGAAGAGGUCGACCCCCAAAGCGAGAUAAGCGAGGUAAAAGCGACGACGAACAGAUUGCAGUCGAGACAAAUGAAAAGGAAGACAAGGAGAACGAUGAAGAGGGAGGUGGCUCGGAAAGUGAACUGGACGCGAACUUGGACUACUGUGAGGUUUGCCAGGGGGCUGGCGAUCUGGUAUGUUGUGAUAAGUGCCCGCGUUCCUUCCACUUAAAGUGCUUGCACAUGACCGAGACUGAUCUUCCUGAAGGUGAUUGGCAGUGCAACGAGUGUAAGAAACCGUCGCGGUUCGAUGCAUAUGCCGUUGCUGUGGCUUCGGAGAAAAAUUUGUUGGACAAGUGUCUGAAAAUUGUUCAGUGCUUGCAGUCACAUCCAUUUUCAAAGCAGUUCCUCUCUCCCGUGGAAAAUGUUCCGAUGUAUACGCGAGUGGUAAAGCAACCGAUGGAUCUAUCAACGAUUGAGAACAAGUUGAAGAAGGGUGCGUAUAACGUAGAUAGCAACACCGUGGCGGAUGGUGUCAAUGAGUUGGAUUCUACGCUCUUCGCCAACGAUAUUCGACUGAUGUGGUCAAACUGCAAGCUUUUCAAUGACGAUGGAUCGGGCAUCGCACGGGCAGCUGAUAUUUUGUCAGCCGGAUUUGAACGCCUGUACAAAGAAUCCAUUGCUCCAUCAUUGACUACAUAA
Molecule: messenger RNA, 2499 nt
Organism: Peronospora farinosa
Lineage: Eukaryota; Oomycota; Peronosporomycetes; Peronosporales; Peronosporaceae
Source: the annotation of a GenBank genome assembly